Equus quagga is the source of this 4476-nucleotide messenger RNA. It is a transcript of the gene EIF1AX, whose product is annotated as eukaryotic translation initiation factor 1A X-linked. The coding region runs from base 209 to 643 and encodes 144 amino acids. Gene Ontology annotation, biological process: translational initiation. Gene Ontology annotation, cellular component: cytoplasm. NCBI's taxonomy places the organism in Eukaryota, Metazoa, Chordata, Mammalia, Perissodactyla, Equidae. The record is from RefSeq and is a predicted model, not a curated record. Gene Ontology annotation, molecular function: RNA binding; translation initiation factor activity. The transcript is spliced from 7 exons.
CGCCGCGACGCCAUUUGCUGCGGCCGAGCGUGGGCGCAGGCGGAUUUCGGAACUCGGUCGUGAGAGUCCCGCGCACGCGGCCCGUCCUCCCGCCUCUGCUUGGUUCCGCGCGGUCCCACGCGUCGGCCUUCACGCCCCUCGGAGGAGUCGCUGCCGCCGCCGCCACCCGGACAGCAGUCGGAGACGCCGCGAGGCCGCACUCACCGCCAUGCCUAAGAAUAAAGGUAAAGGAGGUAAAAAUAGACGCAGAGGUAAGAAUGAAAAUGAAUCUGAAAAAAGAGAGCUGGUGUUCAAAGAAGAUGGACAAGAGUAUGCUCAAGUAAUCAAAAUGUUGGGAAAUGGACGAUUAGAAGCGAUGUGUUUUGAUGGUGUAAAGAGGUUAUGUCACAUCAGAGGGAAAUUGAGAAAAAAGGUUUGGAUAAAUACCUCAGACAUCAUAUUGGUCGGUCUCCGAGACUACCAGGAUAAUAAAGCUGAUGUAAUUUUAAAAUACAAUGCAGAUGAAGCUAGAAGUCUGAAGGCAUAUGGCGAGCUUCCAGAACAUGCUAAAAUCAAUGAAACUGAUACAUUUGGUCCUGGAGAUGACGACGAAAUCCAGUUUGAUGACAUUGGAGAUGAUGAUGAAGACAUCGAUGACAUCUAAGUUGAACUCGACAUUUUACAUUCCAGUUUCUCUGAGGAUUGUUCAACAAUUUGGAUUUUGGCUGUGAUCUGUUGAAGAUUAAAAUUUCAUUAGCAUGAGUGCAAUUUGUUAAAGCAGACUGAUUUGUUUCUAAGGUAUUUCUUUAAAAACUGGUAAUGCUGAAUUCUCUUAAGUAAAGUGUUAAGCCCACUUUGUUCUUUUAAUGUAAUGGAGUUUAUGGGUAAAAGACCACAUCUGCUGUUUUAAAAAAGAGAAAAAAAUGCAUUACUGCCUUUCCUACUUUGACCACUUCCAGUAAGUAAAUAUAUGUUUUGAAUAAACCAUUUUGCCCUACACUCGUUAUGAGUUAUGAUUAAGCCCUAGUUUUGACUAGCCUGUUGUCUGUACAGUGACUUUCUGUGUAUUCCAGUUACCUAGAUGUUCCCUUGAGAUUUUGAUACAAUUUAAGAAAGGCAGAAAUCUGCAUUUGAAGUAAAAAAUGAUUAGGUCUGUUUUUCAUAUUCAAGUAGCAUGUGGCUAUUUUUAUACUAAUUUUGAUAUCAUAUACAUUCUUUUCAUCAUCUUUUUGCCACUAUAAACAUAUCAACAAAAAAGCAUUUCCAAAAUGCAGUUUUUAGAACCUGGGUUUUAAUAGCAAUUUUGAAUUUGUAUGGUUAGUAGUUGCAGAAAUUGAACACUAGGUGGCACCCAAUUAUCUUAACAUUGGAAAUAUUGUCAACUUUUUUUUUUUUACUUUGCAAAGGAAAUUUCCCAAACAAGAAAAGAUUGUUUUGACCAUAUGCAUGUAUGUAGAAUAUUUUUACAGAAAAAGAUUGUCAUUUUAUUUCAGAAGUCAUAAUACAUGUAAGCUACAAUUUUAAGUGCUUUAUAAAUGCUUAAAUUAUAUAUAAAUGAAAAUUUAAUUUCAUGACAACUUGUACAAAUUGAGCCUUUUCAAACUCUCCCUAAGCUGGGGAAAGAGGAGGGAAUAACAACUUAAUGAAAAGAUGGUCUCCAGUUUCUGAAUGCAAGAGCUACAGCUGAGAAAUAUAAUAAAGACAAUGUCAUGCUGCAGAGUAUAUUAUACCCUUACUUUGUGUUUAGGAUGUAUUUUAUUGUUUGUACAGAUUUUUUUGCUUGUAUUCUAUUGGAAAUUUAGAGUUACUCUUCCUUAUUUAGUUUUUCAUUAUCACCUCUAGCAAGAUGAAAUUAAGGGUUGAGCUAGUUAGACCUCACUAGCCACAUUAAAAUCAUAUGCAGCUUUAAAAGAAGAGAUCCAUCAUGUAACGUGUGAAGCCUUUAUGCUACUGGUCUCCAGAAAACUUGUCAGUGAUGAAAAGUAAUACAAAGGGGGAUAAACAUUAAUGUGGCUUCAAAAAACAAGCAAAUCUUCUCUAAUCCCACACUUAGUGUAAUUUCCUUUUCUAAGUGUGCACACUGGAGUCAAAAUCUGAGGUACGAUAAAACAUUAAAUCGAGGAAUAGAAAAGUGAGUGGACAGUUGGAGUUCAUGUUUCUUACUCAGUGGAGUUCCGGAACACCUACCUAGGUGGAAGACAUCUGAAACUGUGGGCUGGUUUUUAAUACUUGUAAGAAACCAACCUUGAGGAGUUGAGUUAGUGGUUGUCUUCAUCAGUAUUCUAAAUCUCCUGAGAUGUAGGCUUCUGUACAUAAAAGUGUUUUGCUAAAUUUGUAGUAUAUAUAGAUCCUUCUUUCACGUUAUUUUACCGAGAAACGUUUUAACUCUGCAUCUGUGAGACAACUCAUGGUAGGGGUGGUGCAACUCAAACAUUAGUUUUCUACUUCUCUGACAAAUAUGGUUUGUCUACAGGUUCUGUAAAAAUUACACCUAUGGCCCCAGUUCAUGUGUUUGCUAGUGAUUUUUUUUUCUUGGCCUAGGUAGUAACAGCUCUGUUUACUGUUGUUGCCUCCUGGAAAAUCUCGAAUCAUAAUGAUUAAAAUAGUUAGGGCAAAGUGGUAGCUCAUAUGCAACACUACUUGGAGGAGUUAUUUUACUAACUUGUCUGUAAUGUGGAAAUUGUAUAGUUUCAUUGAUUUGAUUAUAUUUCAAAUGAGGAAUGGAAGUGGUCCUCAAGAAAAGGUUUUUUGUUUUGUUUUAGUUUGGGGUUUUUUUUUUUUUUUCGUUAUUCUCUGAUUCCUAUAAUGCAAUGCUAUAAGGUGUACCCUGAAAAAAAUAAAAUGUUUGAAAUCCAAGAAUAUUGGUUCUUACUGCUAAGAGGGUAUAAUAGUUAUUACUAGUGAAUUUAAUAGGCUUAUAUUUUUCAUGCAGUGUUUCUUCCACUUCCAGUUAGAGUUUAAAUAUGUUGUAUUACUAAGGUGGCUAAAUAACCAAACCAAGCAUUCGUGUAAAAAAAGGCUUGCCAAGAUUUAAUUGUUUGGCUGUUGAAUCUUUCUUGAACAUCCAGCCUCUUAAACAGACCACCUCUUAAGGAGCCUGUAAACUAUGCAUGAUGAAAAUUCUUGUAUUUUGUUAUGGAAUGGCCAUUGGUUUACUCACUACAUCUGUGGAAUCAUGGCUAUAAAUACAAAACUCCUUGUGACUUGUAGUUUAACUUAAUCUCAUUUAUCUUGUGUAAAUAUUAAAUUAUAGGAUGUUGAGUGACAUCUUUAAUAGGUAUAAACUGCUGUCAGUAUUGACUUCAGAGCAACUGAGUAAUCAAAUAGGUAAAAGCAUGUUUCAAAUAAAAUACCUAGCUGGGUUUAUACUUUAUUUGUAUUGUGUACAGAUUUAACAACAUUCAACAUUAACUGUGGCCUGACAGUUCAAGCAUCAGAAUGAAAGUGAGGUUCUUUGUUACUUGGCUCUCAUAAAGAUUGAACAGAUUUGUGUUGGUACGAGACGUUUAGAUCUUCAUCCUGCUUAGUAAGGGGAAGUUUCAUUUACACUGUUCAGGCUCCCAUGAACUUUCACACACCACUUUGUGUUUUUGAUUUACCUUAAGCUACCAUCCUUUUUCUCCUUGCUUUUUUCUUCCUAUUCAGAAAAGAACAACAUCUGAAUUAAGUCUUGCUACAAGUGUGAUAGGCACUAGCCUCUCAGGUGUAGAGUGAACCAAGGAAUUUGGAGAGUGUGUUGGCGGAAUUUGGAGAGUGUUCUCUGUUCCCCUCAGCUGCCAGGUGCUUAGGAGGCAGUGGGAUGGAGAGGGAUGAGCAUGGGUCCUGGGCUCAGGUGGCCUGUGCCCCAACCCCCACUCUGCCUUUUACCUGCAAGUGACCACUGGCACCUUCUUCAGCUUGUCUGAGCUUCAGGCUCCUCACCUGUAAGAUGGGGCCGAUGAGAGCACUACCUGCAGAAUCGCAGAAUUGUUGAGAGGAUUCAUAAUUUAUGUGUUCAUACGUGUAAUGCAAUUAAAGUAAUGUCUGCCACUCUUCACUUGAUACCCAGGACUGUGUAAGAUAGAAUAUGCACGUCUUUUAUAUUCUCUAGUUAACCAUUUCUUUUACUUGCAGUCUUUGGUUCCUAUAAGAAAAGAAAUGUGUGGAAUAUAUAUUUGUAUAUUCAUGUCAACACAGUAUUUAAAAUAAUUGCUAUCACCCUCAUUUAAUUCAGCAUAAGACUAACAGACGAAAGUCUCUAAAUUGCUUUAAGAUGUCUGUCAAAAUACCGACUGCUCUAUAUUUCUUUAGAGAAAGUUUAUAGUUAUUAAUGUGGAUAGCUCUGGUCAUAUUUCAUUCUUAAGUCUUUAAUGAGUCCCUUUAUGUCCUUUUACUUUAGAUUCAUGACAGUUAAUUAGUACUAACUGAUUUGGAGGUUUCCUUUCUCAUCAUUUGGAAUGAUGUAAAGAAAUCAGAUGCAAACUAUUGCAAUUAGAAAAUAAAAUAUGAAAUAACUUU